CUUAGAAUAUCUGGGACCGGUACGUGGCAAAAGUAAGUCACGGCUAAGUUCAGAGCCACAUCAUCAAGUCAGAGAACGGACGUGUUUGUCCACCAUUUUUGAUGUAACAGUUUUGUCACAAAUGUCUCCGCGAGGGGUAAUUUGUGUUCCACGGUUUCGAGUAGAUCCUGCCAAAGAUAUUGAAUAAACACUCGAUUUAUCGAGGACUAUCCGAUUCAACAGGACAAACUCGACUGAGCAUUCCUUCUUUCCGUGAUCCAUCAAUUCAAUAUCUCUAAAGCUGACCAGGGAACGGGAGAAGAUGUCUGAGAAAGUAAAGAGGAGGACCGCCAAGGCCAAGCUCACAAGAAAGGAAAAGGCAGUCCGCCUCCAGAUAGAUGAGAAUCGUCCUUCAUCAGAGGUGAGCGACAUGUUUGUAGAGUACCAACAGGCGUACCACGAGCUUACAGGCAUCCAUGAAGUGUAUGCAGCAACUAUAGAAGACGAUGCAACAUUUGAGCAAGAAGAACAGUGGAUGGAGAAAUGUCAGAAAGAUUUCUUAAUGUUCCAGAUGGAUGUUAAGGACUAUGUCCGUAAGGAGUCCCCAACUCCAGUGGUUGAAGUUCAGGACAGAAACAACCAAGCAGAUCCAAACCCCCUACCUGAUGACAUUCAUACAUCCAGUGAAGUCAAUCAGGCAAGCCCUCCUACGUCACAUGUUAGACAGGUCAGUAGUUUCCAGCUGGAGAGACCCAAGCUACCUAAGUUCAAUGGGGAUGUGAGAGAGUAUGGCAUAUUUAAAUCAGAUUUCAAACAUCUGGUCGAGAGCAGGUACGGGAACAGGGAUGCCAUUUCGAUUCUACGUACUUGUCUACAAGGACGUCCACUUGAUCUGAUUAGAGGUAUUGGGGCUGAUUAUGAAGCAGCAUGGGAGCAUCUUGAUUGCAUAUAUGGAGAUCCAAGGUUUGUGGCUGACGCAAUAAUGAACGAUCUCCACAAAUUCAAGCCUCUUAAAGAGAACGAAGAUGGUCGUUUUUGUGAUCUGGUACAUAUGGUGAGAAGAAGUUACAACACGUUAAAGGAAAUAGGCCGAGAGAAUGAUAUGAACAACAGUAACAUGUUGGCCAUGAUUGAACGGAAGAUGAACCCAGAUGACAGAAGAGUAUGGUUCCGCUAUCAAGAGAUAGACAAAGAUGAACAGCAAUCAGCUGUUUCCCUGGAGAUGCUGCUAAAGUGGAUGAGCGGAGAGAUGAAGGCCAGAAUGAGAGCAAAUGCUCCCCUAAGAAGUGACAGUCGUCAUGCAGUAGGGCACAUGUCACAGACACCUCAGAGACAGCAAUCAGAAGAAACUCUGCAACACCGUUGCUGGAUAUGCAAGACAGGAGACCAUUGGGUGGACCAAUGCAAAAAGUUCACAUCAAAGACCGCACGAGAAAGGCUCCAGUUUGUUAAGGAUCAACAUGCAUGUUUUAGCUGUUUGAAAAAAGCAGGGAGGAACCACUCAAUGGCAACGUGUCGGAGGAGGCAGCAAUGUCCGGAGAUGAGAGAUGGAAAGAGAUGUAACUAUUUCCAUCAUCCAUUGUUGCAUUUUGAUUCUGAGGGUGCGACUGGAAGAAGCACAGUUGGUGUUGCUGCAGUGGACAGUGGAGAAGCCAUGCUGCCCUUGGUUACUGCAGAUGUUGGGCACAGAGGGAACAUUUUAAGGGGAAAUGUUCUCCUGGACUCAGGUGCGCAAAUAAGUUUAAUAAGAGAUGAGUUUGCUGCUGAGCUGGGACUGGAGGGGAUCUCGGCUACCAUCACGGUAACCAAGAUAGGCAGAGAUGAGGAAACAUUGACAACGAAGAAGUAUAAAGUGCCCAUUAGAGAGGUAAAUAAAAGUAAAACAAUAAUGGUUACUGCAUUAGGAAUAGACUGCAUAAGUGAUGACGUAGCUGCGGUGAACCUGCCGGAGUUGGCCCAGAAGUUUCAACUGAGAGAAGAGGACUUGCAAAGAGGUAGUGGACCAGUUGAUCUUCUAGUUGGAAUAGACCAUGCUAGACUGCAUGCCGGAGAAGUUAGAGUAGUUGGCGGCUGUGCUGCUAGGAAGUCCGCUGUUGGAUGGGUUGUAUUUGGCACAACUCAGAGGGAAGCAGAGAACAGAACAAGAGUUCUUCAUGUUAAGUUAGCAAGCCCAGUUGACUUAACAGAUUUUUGGAAGAUAGAGUCAGAGGGUGUUAAUCCUACCUCCUGCCAGUGCACACAGAGUGGGCUUACCAAACAGGAAGCUGAGGAAGAGAGGAUUAUCAGGGCGUCAUCACGCAAAGUAGGAAGACAGUGGGAGAUAUCAUAUCCAUGGGAUAAAGAUCCUGAUCUCUUACCCAAUAACAAGUUCUUAGCAGAGAAGAUGCUCUUUGCUGCAGAAAGAAAACUCAGAAAGAAUCCAGAGCAUACAGAAGCCUACAAAUCUAAGAUACAAGAGAUGACUGAGAUGGGAUUUGCUAAGAAGCUAGAGAAAGAUGAAAUGACAACGUACAAAGGACCGGUACAUUACAUCAGUCACCACGCAGUAAUCAGGCCAGACAACAAAAGCACACCUCUGAGAAUUGUAUUCAAUUCAUCUGCAAUCUACAAAGGUCACUGCUUGAAUGAGUACUGGAAGAAAGGGCCUGACUUACUGAACAACCUAUUUGGAGUCCUCCUCAGGUUCAGAGAACACCCAGUGGCAAUAUGUGCAGAUAUUAGCAAGAUGUAUCACCGUAUAUUGAUUCCCGAAAGAGAUCAGCAUGUACACAGAUUUCUGUGGAGAGACAUGAACCAGGAGAAAGAACCAGAUGUGUAUAUGAUGAAGGUGGUGACGUUUGGAGACAAACCAGCGGCAGCAAUGGCGCAGAUAGGUGUAAGACUGACGGCUGAAGAAGGUGAAGCCAAGUACCCAGAAGCAGCUGCAAUCCUGAAAAGAAACAUCUACAUGGAUGACAUCUGCGAUUCAGUAGAGACCGAAGAUACAGCAAAGAAACGUAUCGCAGAGGUAGAUGAACUGUUGGAGGCAGGAGGUUUCAAGGUUAAAGGUUGGCAAUCAAACAAGCCACUUGAUGGAGGCAACAAGCAGGAAAAUAUGAAACUCUUAGAGGAGAUUGCUGAAGAGAAGGUGCUUGGUGUAGUAUGGGAGAGACAUAAUGAUACCUUCUCAUACAAGGUCAAGCUACAAGAAACGGAUAAAGAGACAGAAAAGCUGACUAAGAGAAAGAUCUUGGGAAAAGUAGCAAGAAUCUAUGAUCCUAUUGGUUUUGCUGCGCCAAUUAUCAUCAAGGCAAAGACUGGCUUACAGAAGCUGUGGCAGAGUGGUUAUGACUGGGAUGAGGAGUUACCUGAUGGAGAUGAAUGGAGAGGAUUAUUCAGAGAAAUGAGUAAGCUCAAUGACAUCAGUCUUGAGAGAUGUCUGAAACCACAGAAUGCCCAGGGGAGACCAGUCUUAUGUAUUUUCUGUGACGCUUCUGAGAUUGCAUAUGGUGCAUGCGCUUAUCUGAGGUGGAAGACAGAUGAUGACAAGUAUGAAGUGCGCUUCGUAUCAGCCAAGUCGAAGGUCGCACCUCUCAAAGCGCUCACUAUUCCUCGACUUGAACUGCUGGCAGGGGUACUAGCAGCUAGAAUGCACGAAGCAAUCAGCAAUGAGAUGAGGCUACAGGUGGAAAAGGUUGUUUUCUUCACUGAUAGUAUGAUUGUGCUCCAGUGGAUAAAGUCAUCUGCCAGAACAUACAAGGCAUUUGUAUCAAGCAGAGUUGGUGAAAUCCAGACACUAACAAACCCAGCAGACUGGAAACACAUCCCUGGUGAAGUCAAUAUAGCUGAUAAGGUGUCACGAGGUAUAGCUGUAGAGAGGCUGUCAGAAGAGUGGAAGGAUGGGCCCAUUUUCCUGCUCUCUGACGAGUCAGACUGGCCUACAGACAAGGCAGCAGUGAAUUGCAAAGGUGACAUAAGUGAGGAAAAGACAAAGUCCCAGUCAGUCUUCAUAACAACAGAGACAGCAGAAGUGAUAAAUUGUAAGAGAACUUUGAGUUGGAGAAAGCUCCUGAGAACGACCGCAUAUGUAUUCAGAUUUAUCCAAAUCCUGAAGGCCAAGAUACAGAAGGGACCCAAACCAGAUGACAAAGUUACUCUAAGCCCAACAGAGUUAGAUAGUGCAGAGAAGUACUGGGUAAAGAGAGCACAGAUCAGUCUACUGCCCAGACUAGAGAAAGGAGAAUUCAAGGUGCUCACUCCUUUUGUUGACGAUGAUGGUGUGAUCAGAGUAGGUGGUAGAGUGGAAAACCUUGUGACGUCAUACGAGUCGAAGCAUCCAGCUCUACUUCCUGCCAGCCAUCACAUAUCACUGAUGAUAAUACGUAGCGCACAUGAACUGGGACAUCAUGGUGUAGCAGCGACUACGGCCAAGACACGGAGAAAGUUUUGGAUACUCCAAGGUUACCGACUAGCUAAGACGGUGAAACAUCGAUGCGUGACGUGCAGAGCUGCAGAGUGUAGAAGGGAAACGCAGAUUAUGGCGAAUCUGCCUAGCUGUCGAUUGGCACCAUUCACCCCGCCUUUCCAUUAUACGUCAUGCGACUACUUUGGCCCAUAUUUAGUCAAGGUGGGUCGAAACAAGAAGGCCAAGCAUUACGGCAUCAUCUUCACAUGUUUGAAUACCAGAGCCGUACAUCUGGAGAUGGCAACAGACUGUUCAACGAUGGAGUUUCUCCAAGCAUUACGUAGAUUCAUUGCAGUGAGAGGGCAGCCUGCACAGUUUCUGAGCGACAACGGGACGCAGUUUGUUGGAGCGGAACGCGAGCUUCGCGAGAUGGUUAGAGGAUGGAGCGAGAGAGAGCUCAAAGAUUUUUGUGCCGAGAAACGUGUAGUGUGGAAGUUUGUUACUCCAGGAGCGCCUCAUCAGAAUGGUUGUGCGGAAGCCAUGGUGAAAAGUUGCAAGUUUGCUUUGAAAAGGGCAAUAGGUGAGCAAGUGCUCACACCAUUAGAGUUGUAUACAUGUUUCUUAGAGGUCGCGAAUCUUGUGAAUGAACGACCAAUAGGACGCGUUGGUAAUGAUCCAGAUGAUGGAGGUUACCUCUGUCCGAAUGAUUUGUUGUUGGGGAGAUCUUCGAGCAAGGUGCCUCACGGUCCAUUCCGUGAGACCAGGAAUCCCAGACAUAGAGUAGAGUUUGUGCAGCAAAUUGUGAACUCGUUUUGGAAGAGUUGGAACAGAGACGUGUUUCCAUUACUUGUACCACGAAGAAAAUGGAACACUGAGCGUAGAAACGUCCGUGUUGGAGACAUCGCGAUGUUGGCAGACGCAAAUGCAGUGCGAGGGAAGUGGACUAUAGCGAGGGUAGUUCAAGUGUAUCCUGGGGUAGAUGGUACAGUUAGGAAUGUCAAAGUUAAAACUGUCUCAGGAGAGUAUCGCAGGCCAGUUACAAAAAUAGCGAUAAUAUAUCCAGCUGAAGGGUAUGAUGGCUAAAGACUAGACAUUUGAACGAAAUAGAGAAGCGGAUAAUUAGGCAUUUUAUGUAAUGGGGUUAUUGCCCCAUUGGGGGGGUGAAUGUUUCAGUGAAAAUGUCAUUUUUUCAUUUGUGAUUUGUCUAGUAAGAAUUUAGACGAUUUUUCAUGUAUUAAGAAGUUUUCUUAUUUUCCUUUGAGAAGAUCACAUGUGU
This is a messenger RNA of Strongylocentrotus purpuratus (purple sea urchin), 5639 nucleotides long. RefSeq lists its product as uncharacterized. The transcript has 2 exons. The record is from RefSeq and is a predicted model, not a curated record. Lineage: Eukaryota; Metazoa; Echinodermata; Echinoidea; Camarodonta; Strongylocentrotidae. Gene Ontology annotation, biological process: proteolysis; DNA integration. Bases 302 to 5446 code for a protein of 1714 amino acids. Gene Ontology annotation, molecular function: nucleic acid binding; aspartic-type endopeptidase activity.